AGCUAGUCAAACAAAUUAAAGGUCCAUCAACAUAUGCUGUGGAGGAAUUACACAUGCUGAAAGCAACCAAACACCUAACGAAAUAAACGAGAUUGCUAGUUAUGAACCAGAACCAGUAAAUUUAAUACCUCAUAAUGCUCAACACGAAAUUGCGCAUGUCGAUAAUGAGACGGUUUUAGAGUCUGCUGUUAUAUCUGGUAAUGGUAAUGCUAAUAAUGAUAGAUUACUUAUAAGAACUGUUUCCGUCCACGAAACUGAAUCAUCAAUAACUGAAAUACGAUGAAGCGAUAACAUUAAAAUUGAAUUAAUUUCCAAAAUUACGAUGGAUAGGUUAGUGUCAUUUUCACUUCAUUCGCAGUUGCUGAUUCUUUAAAAUAUUUACAUUAUUUUUUUCAGGUAUGCUUCGAAAUCUUUUCCAGAACAUCCUCAGUGCAAUCUUAAAAAAAAACUUUACGUUGCUCGACAAUAAAGAUGCAAGACUGCUCGAAUGCACCGUCAUUUCUAUGAAUUGCGAAAUAAAAUGAAUCAAGACAAUUUCAUUCUGCAGCACUGCCGUAUUGCAAAAUGUUCUAGAAUUAGACUAAAAUAAUCUAAAGGACCUAAAAAUAUGAGUGCAGAAUACUACGUUACGGUUAAAAAUCCACAUAAACAAAUAAGAGUUUGUAAAUCUGCCUUUCUUAAAACAUUGAAAGUGGGUAUAGAUCGAGUUACUGGCAUUUUAAAAAGAUAUUUUAAAGAUGGAGGGAGUAUAGCAAAGGCGGUGGCAACCAUAAAGAAGCACGUUAUGCUGAAAUACGAAGAAGGUUAGAGAAUUUAUAGAGGCUUUAAAAGCUGCAGAACCGCAUUACUGUUGAGCACUGUAUUUGCCACCAAUACGUAAUAUCGUAAAGCUCUGGAAAAUGUACCUAGAGCAAAUUAAGGAGACACCACAGCUUAAAGUUGAACAAUCUUAUUUUCGUAAUAUUUUUUACAAAAAAGUAUAGUGUUGGAUUUUGAUCGCCUUUGAAAGAUACCUGUUCUCGAUGCUUUGAGUUAGCUAGAAAAAUAGAAACUGCAUCCACAAGUGAAGAAAUGGUAACAUACAAGUCGCAGAAACGAAAACUUACCUUAAAAGCUAAAGCUUGUUAUCAAUUAUUGAAGGUUGAACCAGAAAGUUGUAUUUCACUCUCCUUCAAUUGCCAAAAAAACUAUCAACUUCCCAAAUUACCCGGCCAAGCGGCUUACUUUAGUAGGCAUUUGAAUAUGU
Molecule: messenger RNA, 1246 nt
Organism: Chilo suppressalis (striped riceborer)
Lineage: Eukaryota; Metazoa; Arthropoda; Insecta; Lepidoptera; Crambidae
Source: the annotation of a GenBank genome assembly